Molecule: messenger RNA, 2499 nt
Organism: Rasamsonia emersonii CBS 393.64
Lineage: Eukaryota; Fungi; Ascomycota; Eurotiomycetes; Eurotiales; Trichocomaceae
Exons: 1
Source: RefSeq, a predicted model, not a curated record
AGCGUCAAGCGGAUAACUAUCUGGGAGCUGUUCAAAAAUUUAUCUGGAGUGCGGCAUAUCCAAAUCCCUUCCACAAAAGACAACGAGGAUGACGUCGUCUCGAUCUAUCCGGACUUUCUAAACAUAAGUAUGAACCCUUAUCUGGAUGAGAUCGAGCAAUACCAUCGUCUCCACCGCGUGCUUCCAGACACGUCUUCUCUGUCACCAAGUGAAGUUGCGCGGGAAGCUCAGCUGCAGGCUAUGAAAGAUGCCUUCCACCAGGAGGACAGAGGACGAGACGUCGCAAAAAUGGUCCACGACCAGAUAGUGAAAUUCCUCAACGACUAUAACUCGGGCGGUUACUUCUCUCCAUACACGUCGCUCAUUGGACCAAGUGGCAUCGGCAAGAGCUUCUUGGUAAAGCAGAUGGCAUACCAGAAUCGUAUCUACAUUGUUUAUGCCAGUCUGGGAAUUCCGGCAGCUUGCUGCUAUCCAGGGCGCUCAGCCAUCGCCGACUUGAUCGGUUUCAUCCAUGACAGACCCGCUAUGAUAAUGUUCUUCGAAUGCUAUAUAGUGGCAAGUUUGGUCCACGUCGAGCUUUGCAAGGACUUUGGAAUUACCGCGGCAGCUUUCUUUGACCUACAGGUCGACGAGCUCUUUGCGGAAUUUCAAACUACUCUCUCAAAACAUGUGAUGGGUUUCUAUAACAAGGUCAACGGCGAAUACUCCAUCAAGCAGGGCAAAGGAGGUCGACGGGAGCGGUCCGACCAAGACUGGAAGCCUUUUGACUACCAGGGAUACAUUGAUGAAUUCCUUGAGGAGUAUAAAAGCGAUGUCAGAUAUCUCUUCCGGCAAGCCCGGGAACAGCUUCGCUCAUCCGAAAAAUACGCUCAUUACAUCUCUGAAAGCAGAAUCGAGAUGAACAACGGAUAUAACGAGCCUUCCGUCCUCAUUUGUUUUGACGAGGCCCAGGAGCUUAUCUCCGAUUGGAGUUAUGCUCGUGAUAUGAGAUUCUGUGCCCUGCGAAGGGCCAUGAGGAACCAGACGUGUCUCGGAUUCUCGAAGGAUAUUAAGAAACGCUGUGAUGUCGAUAGAAAGCGAUUCUUUGGUCUCCUGCUUGACACCGUGACACGAAUUUCCGACCCUUCUCCACAGGAUACUUUCGACCCAAGCCUGAAGGCUGUAAGCGACCGGCAUGUGUUUCCACCUAUCUAUCAGAUCGAUUCGAUGAACGUCUUUGUUGAUGACGCUGCAGAUAGCCAGUACCAUCCGGAUCAACUGAUAGGGGCCCGGGUGAGAGUAAUGCUCUCAGACACCUUUUUUCCUUUGGGCGACCCCUGUGGGGUGCUGUGCUGGAAAAACACAGUGUGUAUACGGUCGCAAAGCUGGCCGACGCCAAAAUCCGUAGUGGCAGAAAACUUAUUGGUCGUAACGGACAACGGUGAUGAGACCGAAGCACUCGCGCUGAUCUCAUACCGGAUGAAUUUCGAUGUUGCGCUGUUCAGCCUUGCAGAGAAACUUACCUCGGGUUAUCUCAGAUGCAUCGUUGACAUCAAUGUUGAGCGCACAUUGCUGCGUACCACGCAGCCAUCAGAGCCCAUCAUUGCUUUCUUGUCUGCUGAUAAAACGCUACAUGAUCGUGAUAGUCGUGUGAGGGCAGUCAAAGCGCUUUAUAAAAACACGACAAAAGGUUUCAUUCACCUGGGAGACAUUGGAGAAGCAGUGGCAGCACUGGUGUUGCUGUUUACCUUCGACAAAGUGCAUCAUACUGUCAAUGGGAGGUGGCCAGCACCUGUCAAGCUUUCUACCUUCAUCUCGAUCUUGUUUCCAAGCAGCAAACUGGGAAUGAUCGAAAGGUGCAUGACCGAUAAGAGAGAAAUGCAAUCCCUGUGGGAAAACGGGUAUGUCUUCUUCAACCAUUUCGUGAGGCUCUCGGAGAGUAGUCCAACGGCAAAGACUCUGAAGAGAGCCUAUGACCGUGGCGCGGCGAUCUUCCCACCGCUAGGAUAUAAGGGAUGCGAUAUCAUCAUUCCGGUGUCUCUCCGAGGGCAACAGAAGAUGACAUACCUGAUUAUCCAGGUGAAGAACCGCCGCAAUGACAGUCUGACAAACGCUCUUCGGAACGAGGCUAAGGAAGCGCUCAAGUCGGCUGCAGGGCUUCUUCUCACAAGCUCCCCACACCUGGGCAUUCUCAUGUCUCUCCGCAGCAGGGAAGGACAGCAGGAGAUGGAUGUGGUGUAUCCGCUCGAGCGGCCGGCUCAACGACCCCCAUCCGGUCGACAGGGAAAGAAGAUGGGCGACACAAACUACGUCUGGAACGACAUGAACCGGGUUGUCAUUGCCGCCGUCGGGAUGGGCGUUGACCUGUAUCCGGGGGUUGGGUUUGGCCAUCGGCCUGAGAACGAACCACAGACGGUGGAGAUGGUGCAGUACCUCAACAGUCUACUCGACCAGACGGCGGAGAUGCCGACGAAGGAGGAGAACUCUUACUAUGAGUAUCUUCUAUCACCAGUUGUGUGA